Tachyglossus aculeatus (Australian echidna) is the source of this 1252-nucleotide messenger RNA. It is a transcript of the gene DUSP28, whose product is annotated as dual specificity phosphatase 28. The coding region runs from base 39 to 536 and encodes 165 amino acids. The record is from RefSeq and is a predicted model, not a curated record. The transcript has 2 exons. NCBI's taxonomy places the organism in Eukaryota, Metazoa, Chordata, Mammalia, Monotremata, Tachyglossidae. Gene Ontology annotation, biological process: protein dephosphorylation. Gene Ontology annotation, molecular function: MAP kinase tyrosine/serine/threonine phosphatase activity. Gene Ontology annotation, cellular component: cytoplasm.
ACCCCACAGGCCCCCGCUUGGCUCAGCUCCCACAGCCGAUGACGCCCGAGCUCUGUCAGGUGACGGACUCCCUUCUCCUCAGCGGCUCCCGGGCGGCCUGCAGCGCGGCCCUCCUCACCCGGGCCGGGGUCACGUUCUGCGUAAACGUGUCCAGGCAGCAGCCAUGCCCCAACCUGCCAGGAGUCAGGACCCUCAGGGUCCCCGUCUUCGACGACCCCUCAGAGAACCUGUACGAGCACUUGGAGCCGUGCGCGGACGCCAUCGAGGCCGCCGUGAGGGACGGGGGCAGGUGCCUUGUUUACUGUAAGAACGGUCGCAGCCGCUCGGCGACCAUCUGCACCGCCUACUUGAUGAGGCACCGAAGGAUGACCCUGAAGGAGGCGUUCCAGACUGUGAAGAAUGCCAGACCAGUAGCUGAGCCCAAUCCAGGAUUUUGGUCUCAGCUUCAGAGAUACGAAGAAGCUUUACAGACAAAGUCCCAUCCAGAACAAUCUUCCAGAAAGGCAUUUCUUCCAGAUAGACAUCAUUCUGAAUGAAGAACAAUCUCCUUUGAAAUUCUGCUAAGAUCGCAAUUACCAGUCUCCAUUUUACAGGCUAGCAAUACUGUAAAACCCACUGCAAUGAGAAGCAAAGGUCUUAGUGUUUUUAAGCCUUAAAAAAUCCAUUUCAGGAAUGCAAUCAGACAAGACCAUCAGCAGAUGAUAAUUUGGGUAUAUUGGAGAUACCUUUAUAUUAAUGAGAUCAAAACUAUAAAAAAAAAAGCCCCCAAAUGAAUAACCAUCUAGGGUAAUUAUUUAUACUCCUUCUCUGGUUCACACAUGAUAAGUCAAGAUCUUUUUUUAUUUUUUCCAAUUUUAACCCCUCUGUCCUGCUAAGGAAGGCCUAAUGUAGCCCUUCUUUUCCUAAGGAGGGACUCUAAAAGUAGGGUCAAUCUUGUUUCUUGUACCUGUACCUGCUGUCUGGUAUUGCCAUUCAACCCCUAAGGAAUAUUUAGGAAAGUAUUGGGUGAUUUCUAACCUUUCCCUCUAAUCCAACUCGGCAAGGCAAUUGAUCUCACAUUUUAAAGACCUGUACAACCGAUGACCUCAGUAUUUCUGUCAAAUUGUCCCUGGAUUAAGAUUAGAUCAGUAAUACUGGAGUUCAGUUUGCCUUUACACUCAGUUCUCCUGCAGUACAGGAGUUGCCCUCUUAAUGAAUGUCACAUUACAGAAAAACUUGCAUUUUAUUUUGGGCACUUUAACCAAGACAAAGA